AUGGCGUCUCGCAGCGAAAGUCAAGAAAGCGGUGUGAACGAAGAUUUGGACUCUGAAAAUAUCGUCAAGGCGGACGAACCUGUGGGUAACCUAUCUAAAUACUAUGCUCUACCUCCUGACUUUUCAGGAGCGCCUAAAAAGGGGCACUUGAUGUUCGAUGCUUGUUUUGAAAGUGGAAAUCUCGGCCGAGUUGACUACAUCACGGAAUUCGAAUACGAUUUGUUUAUUCGCCCGGACACCUGCAAUCCUCGCUUUCGCGUUUGGUUUAAUUUCACUGUUGAGAACACAGCACCUUAUCAGCGGGUCAUAUUCAAUGUUGUGAAUUUUAGCAAAACUAAAAGCUUAUAUCGCGAGGGAAUGACUCCUCUAGUCAAGUCUACCAGUCGGCCAAACUGGCAGAGAAUUCCUGCCAAAAAUUGCUUCUAUUAUCGCUGCCCCGACCACAGAAAAAACUAUGUACUCUCAUUUGCGUUUGCCUUCGAUAAUGACACAGAUGUUUAUCAAUUUGCUUACUGCUUCCCUUACACAUACUCUCGUCUGCAAACCUUCCUCGAGGGACUUGAUAAAAGGAACAUGGAGUGUUACAAAAGGGAACUACUUUGUUUGACUAUUCAGCAGCGCAGAGUUGAUUUACUGACAGUCACUUCCCCAGAAAACAUGAAAGAUGAUCUCAAAAAGAGGGUUAUUUUCAUCACAGCAAGGAUUCAUCCAGGUGAAACUCCAUCAUCCUAUGUCUGUCAAGGUGUAAUUGACUUCCUUGUCAGUAGUCAUCCAGUGGCAAAAGUCUUGAGAGAUUACCUGGUUUUUAAAAUAGUGCCCAUGUUAAACCCAGACGGUGUAGUCUUGGGUAACUACCGCUGCUCUCUGAUGGGGUUUGAUCUGAAUCGCCAUUGGCAGGAGCCCUCACCGUGGGCUCACCCUACCCUUGUAGCUUGUAAGAACCACUUAAUGCAGCUGGAUGAAGAUGAAAAUGUCCAUCUCGACUUUUAUAUCGAUAUUCACGCGCAUUCCACUAUGAUGAAUGGUUUCAUGUACGGGAAUAUCUACGACGAGGAGGAACGAUUCGAAAGGCAAGCUGUUUAUCCGAGACUUCUAUGCGCGAAUGCAGAAGACUUUUCCAUGUCUAAUACCUCAUUUAAUAAGGAUGCUGUGAAAGCUGGCACGGGGCGCCGUUUUCUCGGCAGCUGCUUAGACCCAAAGACUCAUUGCUACACGUUGGAAGUGUCGUUUUUCAGCUACAAUACGGCUGUUUCACAAGGAAUGUCGCCGUAUACCGAAGAAGGGUACUUCAAACUUGGCCGUAAUGUAGCGCGGACGUUCCUUGACUAUUACAAACUUAAUUCGCUAGUGGUACCCACGAAGAAAAAUGCAUUAAAAUCAUCUCAGAGAAAGGAUUCUAAUGGAGAUGGGAAACAGAGGAUGUCUGGCAGAAGUGACUACAGUGGUAAGCUGUAAUAAUAACUGUUAAACAAUGGACUUUUUAAAGCAAUUUAAAUAUCGUGUCAUGAACUGAGAGGAUGUUGGACCAAAAUAUGACCUUUGGUAGGACUCUGUAUUGUGACCCACAAUCAAGUCAGACCUCAGAUAGAGUUUUAGGGAAAAAAAUUGGAGUAGUUGUAGACUUAUAUUAUAUCACAAAUGCGGCAAGAGUAUAGUUGGAAUUUUUUUUUUUUUUCUUUUUUUGGAGCAAACAUUUUUCCCUUUCGUCGUCUUUUUGAUUUUUUAACAGCUAAGGAUUUUGCCAGGAUUAUAGUAUUCUGAGUUUUUUUGUUAAUGGCAAAGGUUAAGUGUAACCCGCUUGUCAGAACUCGUUAGACACGUUAGAAACACAUUUUGGAACUAUUUCCUCAAGCGUUGUUUUGCCUGUAAAUUUUUCUUUUUCUGCGGCGAUGACCCACCGUGAUUAUAUUUAUGUUACACCGCCACCGGAGAAAUUUAUGACUUAAAUAAAGGUAGUUUGUUUGUUUAAA
Molecule: messenger RNA, 1970 nt
Organism: Stylophora pistillata
Lineage: Eukaryota; Metazoa; Cnidaria; Anthozoa; Scleractinia; Pocilloporidae
Product: cytosolic carboxypeptidase 6
Biological process (GO): proteolysis
Molecular function (GO): zinc ion binding; metallocarboxypeptidase activity
Source: RefSeq, a predicted model, not a curated record